CAACUGAAUCAAGUCCCUAGUUAACGGAGCUAGGGAAUUUUGUACCAAUAGAGUGCCUCCAACUCUAUUAUUUAUCUCAUUUUUAUUUCAACGUCAUUGACCGGCUCGUUUGCCCCAAUCUCAUCACGACAGGGAGAAAUUCUCAUUUUAAUUAAAACGACGCAGAGUACAGGGGUCUGAACCAUGAUUCAAUCAACAUUCCGGUGACACGACUGGUCUGGGGUAAUUAUAAAGAAUCUGGAGGGAGAGAUCAAUCACCAAAGUUUCGACCCACACAAGUCGCUCCAAAAAAUACGAGAAACAACACGUACACAAGGGAUAAUUGUCACCCUCUCCUCAACAUCCUCGCACAAUGGAUUUACCAAGAAAACCAGCAGAGGAGCUCAACAAAUUUCGUCACGCCCAGUACUUCAAGCGAAUAAUCCAGAUCAUGCCCUCGCAAAUGGCCUCGUACGACUCGAACCGCAUGAUGUUCGGCUUCUUCGCGAUUUCAGGCCUCGAUCUCCUGAACUGCCUGGACAUUCUCAAGGAGGAGGAGCGCCUGGGAGCAGUGGAGUGGAUCUACAGGCUUCAGGUGAAGGGGGCGGGGGCCAUGUCGGGCUUCCAGGCCUCCACAAUGCUUCCAGAUCAAACUCCAGACUAUCUCUGUGGCCAUUUGUCGAUGACUUACACUGCCCUCGCCACAUUGCUGGCACUUGGCGACGAUCUGUCGAGGGUCGACAAAAAGUCCAUCGUCGAGGGUAUGAGGAGUUGCCAGAACCCCGAUGGCUGCUUCAUCGCCAUGAUCACUGGCUCCGAGAGCGACAUGAGGUUUCUCUACUGUGCCUGCUGUAUCUGCGCUAUUUUGGACGACUGGAGUGGAUUGGAUAAAGACAGGGCUAUUGAUUAUAUCGUCAAGAGCAUUUCGUACGACGGCGCAAUGGGACAAGGUCCGGGCCUGGAGUCCCACGGAGGCUCCACCUUCUGCGCAGUUGCAAGUCUCCUCCUGAUGAAUGAACUCCACGGAGCCCUGAGUCUGGAGCAGUUGGAGAGGUUGAGACGGUGGUGUCUCAUGAGACAGAGUGAUGGCUUCCAAGGAAGGCCUGGCAAGCCUACCGACACUUGCUACAGCUUCUGGAUUGGUGCUACGCUGCAAAUGCUCGAUGUGCAGCAGUUUUCGGACGCUGAAAAGAAUCGGGAGUUUGUGCUGAGCACUCAGGACACUAGAAUCGGUGGAUUCGCCAAAUAUUAUGACACGAGGGCUGAUCCACUUCAUACUUAUUUAGGUCUCUCGGGGCUCAGUCUCCUGGGAGAACCCGGGCUCCAACCCUUGAAUGCGGCCCUCAACAUCUCCAGUCGUGCCUAUGCACACCUCAAGGAGCUCCAUAAAAAAUGGAACCAAUAGACAAUUAAUUAUAAACACAACUCAUAUCAACGUACAACCUCAGACGUGUGUCAAUUACAUACAAAUAAUAAUCAUGUUGAGGAUGGAAUCAAGUAUUAUGGAGUCGGCGAGUGAAUAUAUUGAUGAAUGGAUAAUUAAUCAGUGGAACAAUUGCCGAACAGAAAUGAAUAAACAUGCUUUGAUACACAACACAA
Messenger RNA from Diachasma alloeum, 1578 nucleotides. RefSeq names its product geranylgeranyl transferase type-1 subunit beta (gene betaggt-I). The record is from RefSeq and is a predicted model, not a curated record. Gene Ontology annotation, cellular component: CAAX-protein geranylgeranyltransferase complex. Lineage: Eukaryota; Metazoa; Arthropoda; Insecta; Hymenoptera; Braconidae. Gene Ontology annotation, molecular function: CAAX-protein geranylgeranyltransferase activity. The transcript has 4 exons. Bases 353 to 1384 code for a protein of 343 amino acids. Gene Ontology annotation, biological process: protein geranylgeranylation.